UAACCAAUAAUUCUGACUUUAGGUAUUAUUUUUAAUGACAUUUGCAUGCUUGAUCAUUGUUUUAUAUAGAGAGUCAGGUUUAGCAUGACUGUGGGAACUAUUAAAAAAAAUUAUAGUUUGCAAAAUUUAUGAUGUUACCAUCAAGGUAUGCAAUCUGAAUUUUCUAUAAAGGUUAUUUUGAGUUUGCAGCCCCAUUGAUUAAAUUCCGCCUCAGACUUUACUAGUGGGCGGAUUCCCGCGCUUUACUAUUACGUCACUCCACGAGCAGGCCUGAGCUAAAUACGGAUACCGAUGGGAUCUAAGUGGAAUAACAUCUAUAAUCAGAUGCGACUUUUAACUUACACACGUGGCUGUACACGUCUACGCGGUGAUGUGACACGGAAACAUUUCGUCAUCCUCUCCUCCAUGUAGACAGCACCAUGCCCUUGGAGGAGGGACCACAAUCCUCUGCUAAAAAAGCAGAGAGGCGUCCAGCUGACAUGUCCGGCAGGACUAGUAGAGGAGAAGAGCCUGUUGCUGGUCCUUCCUGCUCCCAAAGACAGGGUUACUGCAGCUGCUGUCAAGUUCUGUACAAUAGUGUGGAACAGCACAUCUUGAGUGCCCAACAUAGAGAAGUGGUACGAGCUGCUAGAGCUAAUGUUUCUUCUGGAAGUUUGUUAGAGAGAUUCCUCCAGGAUGUGCUUCAGCAUCAUCCUCAUCGCUACAGUGAUACACGGCCUACCCAUGCUGAUCUACCUUUGUUGAACACCCCACUUGUCCCAAAUGAGGUGCUCUCAGAGGUGUACUGCGGAUCAGAUGAUGAUGGUGUCUCUGUUGGGACACGUGAGGAGAUGCCUACCUCUGAUGAAGAGUCAUGUGAAAUGCUGCAAAUUGCAGCCUCAACUCCAGCAGUGAUGACUGACCUUACUGCAUCUACACACAUACAAACCACUUUCCAAAUAGGAAAAAUGGUACCUGAGCCACCUCCCUCUGAAAAGUACUCCCCCACACAGGGUUUUUUGCACAGGACUAGUGGCAGUUCUGCCAAUGACAAGCCACAUGCAUCACAACUUACACUACCUGUUCAGGGACACAGCUCACAAACACAGCGCUCUGUACAUCCCUGUGCUUCAGAGGGUCCACCAGUUGCCAAGACUGGAGUUGAUGAACACAGGAAAGCGCACAAGAAGACCAAUAGGGAUAAAGAGGGGAGGGACUCCAUUAUAGCUUCCUGUGCCCCACCAGCUGCAAAGUGCAUUACCUCGAAGGACCAGCCUGCAAUCUUUCAAUUAGUGGCUGAAGAGUCCACAGUGUGGAUUUCAGCACUGCCACCUUGGAAAGGCCCCCAUAGGGAACAGACAUUCAGUCAUCUAUCUGACCAGAUUCGAGAUGUGAUAGAGGAGGUUAUAGAAAAAUACUGUUAUGGCCACAGUCUCAAAGUUGAUCAGCGGGAGGAUGAUGGUAGCUUCAUUCUGAGUCCUCAGUCUAUGAGUGAAUCCAAAGGCAGUGAAGAAUGGGACAAUGCAAUACAGAUGGCUCUGGGAAAGGAAAAGGGUGAAGAAAAAAAUUUAGCUGAGUUACUGGAAGUGCAUAUAAACCUUGAAGACCAAGGAUACCAGACUCAGCUGGACACAGCCCUAAACACUGUCGGAACACCUGAGGAAAACAAGGAUAGUUCUGCUGAUAAGGUGUUUCCCGAUCUUCCCCACAUACCGCAGUCUUUUGUUGGCAAAACAUUGACACAGGUGAUGUUUGAAGAUGACAUGAAGAUAGACUCCAUAGUGAAAGAGUUCCAACAAGGCCAGUUCCGUUGCUAUUUUGACAGUGAAUCAUUAGCUAGGUUUGGGAAGCACAGUAAGAAAAGGAGAAAGAAAAAGAAUCAGGACAAAAAAGAGAUGGCAGAUAAUGCUGGGUGGGAGCCUACAGACAUCUUGCCACUCAUGGAUCACAAUGAAGAAGACCCCAAACAAUCUGCUAUUUUGUUGAAGAAAUCUAGGCAUAAAAUUUACAGACUUGCAUCACGUUGCCAAGUGGUAAAGGUAAGCCACAGUACACAGACCAUCCCUCUUAGUUGUCCUGUGGUGCGGCGAAAAUCGACACAAGAAACAUUCCCCUCCACACACAGUGAAGAGCCCCAGCAAUGCCCUAGCCCUGAAAGGACCCCUGACAUGAAGACCAGACUCUGUGCUUUGAAGCUUCCAGCUUCUUACUUCAAGAUAAUGAGUCCACUACAGCCCAAAACUGUGGUCUUUGUGCUUUCUUCCCCAGAUGGGGGUCAAAGAUUCUCCAAGCCCACCCCCAUUAAAAAAGCAGGGAGGAAACGGAAGUCAUGUGAUAGCGAUGUUGGCCUGAAGUACAAAUACAAAAAGACACCUCUUAAGUUCUACGACCCUUUGACCAAUAGGAUCUUAAAGAGUCCACCAAAAGGCAUGUCUUUAUCCUGUAAUUCCAAAUCUCUUUCACACGUCCGACAGCUAUUCCGUAGCCUUAGCCCGGAUAUUAAUAAGGAGAGGCAGGGCCUGGAGCAGGGGCACUCAUCAGGAGGUUCUCGGAAGACUCGUGGUAGGAGCAGCAUGGUUGAUGUAUGUACCUCCGCCUCAGACUCUAUUCUGGAUAGCGGUGGCCCCUCAGAACCUGGUUCUUCUUUGUCUAGCAGCCGAAGAGCCUUAUUCUCCCGCUCCUCUAUCUCAAGUAGCAGUUGUUUCCUCCUCGGACAUCUUACGCCAUCAACCCAUGUGGAUGAUUCUUCCAAAGCACUUUCUCACUCAGGCAGUUCCUAUAAGGUUGGAGGACUGGAACAAGAGGAACACCGCCAGCAAACACCAGUUGCCCAAACACCAAUCAGACGCAGCUCACGGAGGGCUGGACCUUUGACUCCAGCCAAGAGACCACCAGUACCCCCAUACAGGACCAGGAGGAAAUCACCCAAACCACAUCGCAAAGCAAAAUCACAAGGCAAUCUCCAGCAAACUGUUAGCUCCCGUAUAUCUUCAGAAUGUAGGACAUCUCCUAGAAACAAGAGCCCUGCUAGGGCCUCACUUAGAUCAUCGGCUUCCUCUAAACUGGCAGUUCAGCCGGUUAUUACAUCCUCUUCUAAACAAAUAAAUAGAAUGUUCAGUGCCAGUCAGCAGAAGAGAGUGAGGGGGAGGACCGCCGCUGUGCAUAUAGCAGACUGAACGUUAUCAGACACCAGCCAUGAGCAUAAGCUGUCUUCUGUUCUUCAAAUGCUGUAUACACACGUGGUCAGAAUUGUUGGUACCCUUGGUAAAUAUGAUCAAAGAAGGCUGUGGAAAUAAAUCUGCAUUGUUAAUCCUUUUGAUCUAUUAUUUAAAAAAUUCACAAAAAUCAAACCUUUCAUUGGAGAAUAAGAAUUUAAAAUAUCAUUAUGAAAUAAAUUUUCUCUAAUACACAUUAGACACAAUUAACAGUACCUUUUUAUUCAAUACUUUUUGAAACCUCAAUUUGCCAAAAUAGUAUAGGAGUUUUCUCCUAUAAUGCCUGAUGAGGUUAGAGAACACCUGACAAGAGAUCAGAGACCAUUCCUUCAUCCAGAAUAACUCCAGACCCUUCAGAUUCCCAGCUCCAUGAUGGUGCUUCUCCUCUUCAGUUCACCACACUCAUUUUCUAUAGGGUGCAGGUUAGGGAACUUAAAUGGCCAUAGCUGAAGCUUGGUUUUGUGCCCAGUGACCCAUUCUUGUUUUGGGUCCCUUUUGUGUUGAAGGACCUUCAGCAGAAUUAUAGACCCACAACAUUAAAAAUACAGCAGUAUGUUUCAUUGUACACAAGGGGAACUUUUUAUCCUAGUGUUUAGUUAGAUUGUUUUUUGAGAUUGUUUUUUGGUGAAAGCAUUUUCCUUUAUUGAUUUUUUUUUUUCUUGAAGCCCUCCGAAACAGCAUGUGGUGAUGUAGGUGCUGUUUGAUCAUUUUUUUUUUAAGGUUUUCUGACCCCGAAACUUAACCUUUUUCUGCAAUUCUCCAGAG
This is a messenger RNA of Cyprinus carpio (common carp), 3959 nucleotides long. RefSeq lists its product as uncharacterized. NCBI's taxonomy places the organism in Eukaryota, Metazoa, Chordata, Actinopteri, Cypriniformes, Cyprinidae. Gene Ontology annotation, molecular function: zinc ion binding; nucleic acid binding. The record is from RefSeq and is a predicted model, not a curated record.